This is a messenger RNA of Hirundo rustica (Barn swallow), 2489 nucleotides long. RefSeq names its product zinc finger and BTB domain containing 26 (gene ZBTB26). The coding region runs from base 92 to 1408 and encodes 438 amino acids. Lineage: Eukaryota; Metazoa; Chordata; Aves; Passeriformes; Hirundinidae. Gene Ontology annotation, biological process: regulation of immune system process; regulation of cytokine production; negative regulation of transcription by RNA polymerase II. The record is from RefSeq and is a predicted model, not a curated record. Gene Ontology annotation, molecular function: protein binding. The transcript has 3 exons.
UGGGCUGCGGUGGCGCCUGUCCGUAGCCGGUGGCAGGAGCGGCCGCGGGUGCCAGCGCGGGGACGCGGCCCGACGCUACAGGUGUGCCAAAAUGUCAGAAAGAUCAGAUAUUCUUCAUUUCAAGUUUGACAACUAUGGAGAUUCCAUGUUACAGAAAAUGAACAAACUGAGGGAAGAAAACAAAUUUUGUGAUGUCGUGGUCCAUAUAGAUGAUGUUGAAGUUCACGGGCAUAAAAUUGUCUUUGCUGCUGGCUCUCCUUUUUUAAGAGAUCAGUUCUUACUGAAUGACUCCAGGGAUGUAAAAAUCUCGAUCCUGCAGAGUUCGGAAGUGGGGAGGCAGCUGCUUCUCUCCUGUUACAGUGGCACUCUGGAGUUCCCUGAAAUGGAGCUGGUGAACUACCUGACUGCUGCGAGCUUUCUGCAGAUGAGCCACAUCGUGGAACGGUGCACUCAGGCCCUGUGGAAGUUCAUCAAACCCAAGCAGCCGCUGGAGAGCAAAGAAUGUGAACAGCAAAGCGACUCUUCUGAGCUGAAGGAACAUCAGGGAGACGAUGACUCUCUGCAGCAAGACUCGCCUUGUAUUCAGCCUUCAGAAGACAGCAUGGACAUGGAGGAUAGUGAUAUUCAGAUCAUCAAGGUGGAGUCCAUUGGGGAGGUAACAGAAGUUAGGAACAAGAAGGAUCAGAACCAGUUUAUUUCUUCUGAGCAAACUGCACUGCAUUCCUCAGAGCCUCAACACUUUCUUAUCAACUCCACUGUUGAGAACAGAGCAAGUGAAAUAGAACAAAACCACCUCCACAACUAUGCCCUUUCAUACGCCGGCAGCGAUAACAUCAUUCUGGCCUCUAAAGAUAUGUUUGGGCCUAACAACAGAGGGAUAGACAAAGGCCUCCAGUGGCACCAUCAGUGCCCAAAAUGCACAAGAGUAUUUCGGCAUCUGGAAAACUAUGCUAACCACUUAAAGAUGCAUAAACUAUUUAUGUGUCUGCUCUGUGGCAAGACGUUCACUCAGAAGGGCAAUCUCCACCGGCACAUGAGAGUGCACGCAGGCAUCAAACCAUUCCAAUGUAAGAUCUGUGGGAAAACGUUCUCUCAGAAAUGUUCCCUACAGGACCACCUCAACCUGCACAGUGGGGACAAGCCCCACAAGUGUAACUACUGUGACAUGGUCUUUGCGCAUAAGCCCGUUCUGAGGAAACAUCUGAAACAGCUGCACGGUAAAAAUAGCUUUGACAAUGCCAAUGAAAGAAACGUGCAAGACAUAACAGUGGACUUCGAUUCGUUCACGUGUAGCGCUGCUACAGACAGUAAGGUCUGCCAGCAGGCUGAUGCCAGCCAGGUACUGGAUGCAGGGAAGCUGCCUCAGGCUGUGCUCAGUUUAAGAAAUGAUAGUACCUGCGUCAAUUAAGCAAUUAAAACUCACCCUGUGUAGGGAUCGUGACUGAGAGGAGCAAACCGUUGAGUUGGCUUCUUCCCUAAACUAGUGGUGUACCCCGAAAGGCUACAGAUGGUUGGAUUGCAAAACCUGGCAGGUCUUCAGCCAUCGCUGUUAGUCUUACUUGAUAUUUUCUGUGAAUAGCAAUCCUCCUUCAGGUUUCUGUCUAUGUCUCUACUGUGGAUUAAGGGGUUAAUUGUUUCAUUUCUCUCUGAUUAGGAGACUCUAGACUAACACCUUUUGAAAGACUGUUGCUGUGGGCUGCAAGUAAACCAUCUGCUGUGCAGUUAGAGGCCUCUCUGUGUCUGGGCAGAUGGAGGAAAGCAAAGAGGACAAGUGUGUGAGAUAACCCGGUAUUUUUUUUUAAAAGCACUGGAUAACUGAAAACACUCCAUAUACUUAAGUUUAAACUUACCUCUUUAAAUUACCUUUCUCUGAUCUUACCCCUAGACUCCUGCAGUUCAAAUGAAGUAUUUUUGUGUCACUUUUUUGCCCUUUUUAAACUUAUUUCAAGAAACUUCUGUUGCCAAUCAAUGCUCUCUUAAAAAUUCUCAGGGUUUUUAACCUCAACAUGCAUUAUGAAAAGAUGAAACCCUAAAUGAUUUGGCAGGGUUAGCUGAUCAUUGCACAGAGCUGUUCAAACUGAGGAUAAAUUGCAGCUCUGGAAUGUGAGAGGCUGGUGCCUGGAGUGCAAAUGUGACCUGUUCUUACGCUGGCAUACCUGGGAUUUUUAAAGGGCACUUACCAGUGCACGUACUGAGACAAGCUAAACACUUCAAAGCUAAAAGUUAUCCUCCAUCUUCCAUAAGUUUUGCAUUACACACCACAACAGUUGUUGGGUUUAGAGCAAAGCUGGAGUGGAGAAAUACUGCUUUUUGACACUGUGAAAAGAAUCUUUUUAAAGCUGCAAUGUGUAACAACUCCAUUACCUUUUUUUUUUUUUUUUUUUUUUUUUUUUUACUUUUUCCCCCCCCUUAGUUCUUGUAUGUCUCUCCUUGAUGUCUAAUAAGGGCCACAUGUCACUUAACUUUAAACAAAAAUACCUGCUAUAAGA